AUGUCCGAGUAUGAGAGCGUCUCGCUCGUCAAGCCAGAAGUGUUCAUCUACAGAAUCCCGCCGCUCAGCACAAACAAGGGACACAAGGCGGCUGACUGGAAUCUCGACACCCCCGACUGGACGGGACGUCUACGCCUUGUCGCGAUAGGAAAGAAGCUUGAAUUACGGCUGGAGGAUAAGGGAAGCGGCCAAUUAUACGCGAAGGCGCCGGUUGAAAGCUACCCAGGAGUGGGAGUUGAAUCCGUUUCCGAUUCGUCAAGAUAUUUCGUUAUCCGAUUGGUGAACGAGAAUGGGCAAACGGCGAAUGUUGGCUUAGGAUUUGCGGAUCGUGGAGAUUCCUUUGAUUUUAACGUUGCCCUGCAGGAUCAUUUUAAAUACCUCGAAAAAGCGGCCGAAAUCGAACAACAGAGCUCGCAGCCAGGCCCGCAGCUCGACCUGGGAUUCAAAGAAGGGCAGACCAUCACUAUCAAUAUUGGGAAAAAGCGAGAUGGCGGUGCUAGCUCCACUUCACGACCGAAACCAGCUGCAGGAGCUGGUGGUGGAUUUCCUCUGCUGCCGCCGCCUCCCGGCCCUGGCCAACAGACCCGGCCCAGAGGGCAACCAGGGUUCGAUUUGAUUGGG
Molecule: messenger RNA, 621 nt
Organism: Mesorhabditis spiculigera
Lineage: Eukaryota; Metazoa; Nematoda; Chromadorea; Rhabditida; Rhabditidae
Source: the annotation of a GenBank genome assembly